AUGUACAUGUAUUUUUGGACUUUUUUCUGUUUUGUGAUUUUUGAUAGGCUUAUUGUUGUUUUGGGUGAUAAAUUCGGUGAGUUCUUUAUUUUCUUGCCUAGACAAAUUCAUCAAUAUUCAGACAUUUCCCGGUGUCCCAAAUCUUGGACCCUGCUAAAUCGCCCCAAAAAUCACUGGUGCAUCAAAAUCUCAAUUGGCACCAUACCAAUCGCCGCAGCUCACACCUUGUGCUCCCGAGAAAAUUCAAAAUCGGUGCUGUCAGGUGUUCAAGAUUCCCAAGAGUAUAAAAUCAUUGCUGAUCUUGCCAGGAGGAACAUCGGAAAUCAAUCUAGAAUAGCGUUGGGAGCUCGAAGAUCCACUGAUUGUCGAGCUGGACGAGUUCGAUGUUUUGAGUGGACUGAUGAUGUGACAACUGGGAAUGAUGCAUUUGAAAUUGAGAAUUGGACAAAAUCCCCUGAAUCUUCUGAUGUGGAUUUGGAUCAUCUGAUGUUUUCAGUGGAAGAUCGUAGAAUUUCCGAUGUUGAAGGUGGAAGAUCAGUUGAUGGAGCAUUGUGUGGAAUGAGAUCUCUUUUUUAG
Molecule: messenger RNA, 576 nt
Organism: Caenorhabditis angaria
Lineage: Eukaryota; Metazoa; Nematoda; Chromadorea; Rhabditida; Rhabditidae
Source: the annotation of a GenBank genome assembly